Messenger RNA from Colletotrichum truncatum, 879 nucleotides. RefSeq lists its product as uncharacterized. Gene Ontology annotation, molecular function: lyase activity. Lineage: Eukaryota; Fungi; Ascomycota; Sordariomycetes; Glomerellales; Glomerellaceae. The record is from RefSeq and is a predicted model, not a curated record.
AUGUCUUUCAUUGCCAGCUCAGACCAAAUCGCCGCUUUCAAGCAACGCUGUGCAAACCCAAGCUACUCACAAGACGCUAUCGGUGUCGAGUUUACAACGACGACGGAAUUCAUCAGCUCCGUGCUCCCCCCAACCUUGGAGCCGGCAGACAAACCGACGGGCUUGAUUAGUGUUUCGCUGUGUCAAAGUAACGUCUGCGGCAGCUUUGAGCUCUCUUCCAUCUCGGUGCGUUGUCGAUGUGACGGCGUCGAAGGAUAUUGGGUGCUGCACCUCAUCGUGAGCGAGUCAGCAGCCAUUACGUGGGGGAGAGAAACCUGGGGCGAGGUCAAGAGGGAUGGGAAAGCUCGGCUGCACAGCUGUGGAACACUUAAGUCGGCCUUCGCAGAGAGGCUUGGGGUAAGGCUCAUAGAGAUCGAAGCAGACUUCACCACGCCCCUCGAGCCUGAGCAGGUCGAGUGGUUUGACUUUGAGGUCAAAGCUUUUCCGAAUGCGCAAGGCACGGGACUUGACGCCGAUCCUAACUUGAUUGCCCUCAAAGUUGUCGACAGUAACAACGUCCGAGCCUCCGGCAAGGGAAGGCUCACCAUCAGGGGCACUCAAAGCGACCCGCUUCACACCAUUCCCAUCAAGGCGGUAGGCGACUUCUUUUACAACAGCGGCCCGUCCGACUGGAUGUUCGUCUCCCAGCGCCGACUGUGCUCGGCUGAUGAAUACAUGCCCUACUACGUCUUUCGACACUAUGGCAAUCUCGUUGAUCUGCUCGUCGGGGUUGGAUUGAAUCCUAUCCAGAUGGCAGGGGAACUUGAGGAGGGGCUACAGUUUACGCGGGCUCGUACUUGGGUUAGUGCAAAUACUGAGGAGUCAGAUAGGACUUUAUAG